Molecule: messenger RNA, 339 nt
Organism: Haliotis rufescens (red abalone)
Lineage: Eukaryota; Metazoa; Mollusca; Gastropoda; Lepetellida; Haliotidae
Exons: 1
Coding region: 1-339 (112 amino acids)
Source: RefSeq, a predicted model, not a curated record
AUGGGCUCCCCUCUAUUUCCUCUCAUCACUGAAAUCUUCAUGACAUCCUUUGAAGAAUCAGCCCUCCCCACAGCACCAUUCCAACCCCUCUGCUGGUACCGAAAAGUAGACGACACAUUCACCACCAUAGCCCACCAGAACGACCCCACAGAGCUCCUCAAACAUCUCAACGCCCAGCACAAGAGAAUCCAGUUCACCAUGGAGACCGAAACUAAUCGACACCUUCCUUUCCUAGACAUGUCCCUCCAAACAGCAGAUGGUGGACUAAGAACAUUAGUGUACCGCAAACUCCCCCCCCCCCACACACACACAGACCACAACAUCCACUAUAACUCCUGA